UGAUAAGCGGCCUGCUUGAAGUUUACCAACAUUCAUCUUCCAAGAUCAGUCCAUAGUUUUAUUGCAAUUAAAUAAUUUUAUCAACAAUUAUUCAUUCAACUUUUUGCUUGAUUCGUGACUAAAUCAAAACUGAAUGGUUUCAGCUUCAAUUUGAUGUGUUAAACUCAGGGCAGUCAUGUGGAAACCAUUUAAAACCCUUCGCGAGAAUUGGAAGAAAUCCAUUUUUUUCUCAUGUGUAGCUGCUUAUGGAGUCCAUCUAAUAGACCAGAGAAUAAAAAUAAAUAAAUUGAUGAGAGUAUAUUGCGAAGAGGCUGCCUCGUUUGGAAAUCAACCAUGGAAUCAUCAGAGACAAUUGAAACAUCUUACUAUCAUUCUAAAUCCUGUUGCCAAUCAAAGGAAAGGAAAAAAGUUGUUUUUCAGUUAUGCACAACCUAUCUUGAAUUGUGCUGGUAUCAAAUGUAGCUUGAUCGAAACUGAACACGAAGGUCAAGCAAGAGAUUAUAUGGAAGUGAUGAGCAAUACUGAUGGAGUCAUUAUUGUUGGUGGUGAUGGGACCAUUCAUGAGGCUAUUACUGGUUAUCUGAGGAGAGAUGAUUCUAACAAGAAGAAAUCAUUAUCCCUUGGAUUCAUUCCUGUCGGUAAACGGAAUUCAGGAAUGUUUAAGCUGUUUGAAGUGGACCUUGAUUCUAAUGGCAGGAUAAGAAACAAAGUUGAUCAUAUUGAUUUGAUUGGACGUUUGUCAAUGUCCAUAGUUAAAGAAACAACUAAACCUAUCGAUGUAAUCAAAAUUGAAGGUAAAGACCGUGGUAAACCUGUUUAUGCUUUGAACUCUUUCGAUUUCGGUAAAUUAGCUGAUUAUCUAGAGCCAGCAGAGUCUUAUUGGCUGUUUUCGACAAGAAUAAAGCCAUACUAUCCAUUAUCUAAGAAAAUAUUAUUCAAGGGACUAUCUUCUCAAAGUAUUCCAGCUGUUACAGAUAUUCUUUAUACAAAACCAUGUUCUGGAUGUGCCAAGUGUUAUGAAAACUUCAAAGAGCCAGUUGAAGAGGAAGCACCAAAACGUUGGUGGCAUUUAUUAAUUCCUCGCCCAACUCAGCUUAAACAAAAAUUAAAGCCAGCCAAUAUAUAUGACAGUUACAAGGACUUAGUCAAUGAGGAAUGUGGUGUAUGGCACAAAGUCGAAUCCAACGAUUUGAUUAAUCUUUCAAUAAGGAAUUCGUUCAACAAAAAAAUAUCUAUGAAUUUACAUAAAGUUGAAGACUGUAGCAAACAAUCCCUUAUUCAAGAUGGUGUAAAUAUUUUCCGAGAAAAAGAUGACUUCAAGAGCAAUGUCCAAAAAAUUGAAGCACGAGAUAUAUCAAUUAAUUUAACAACAGACCAACCAAAUUCGGAUGUUGUAUCUCCAGAUACCCAAGACUUGAAGUUCAAUAUUGACAGAGAAAACUACGAAGCGCAAAGUGUUCUGCUUUCUCUUCUUCCAAAUCGUAUUUCAGUUUAUAGUUAAAUUAUAGUAAUUAUUAUAACUAUUUUAUAAUUUAUAAUUUAAUUUCGAAGUUGGUGAUCUCAUUUCGAAUAAAACUGAAUCUUAUAAAUAGCGUUAA
This is a messenger RNA of Tetranychus urticae (two-spotted spider mite), 1598 nucleotides long. RefSeq names its product acylglycerol kinase-like protein Mulk (gene Mulk). Gene Ontology annotation, molecular function: ATP-dependent diacylglycerol kinase activity; ceramide kinase activity; acylglycerol kinase activity. NCBI's taxonomy places the organism in Eukaryota, Metazoa, Arthropoda, Arachnida, Trombidiformes, Tetranychidae. Gene Ontology annotation, cellular component: cytoplasm; mitochondrion; membrane. Gene Ontology annotation, biological process: ceramide biosynthetic process; sphingosine biosynthetic process; phosphorylation. The record is from RefSeq and is a predicted model, not a curated record.